GUGUUUCUUGAAAACACAAUGUGGAAGAGAUGUGUAAUAUCCUUAUGUGAUACCACUCUGGUGGUGUGACUAGUUUUAUUUUAUAUUUCUAUAACAAAAUCUGUAUUUUGCUCUAUUAAUCUAUGUAUAAGUUACACUAAGGCUGCAUGUGGAUGCCGAUCUUCUUAACUGAUUGACUUUACACUGGCAUGUCAGGACCAAUCCUCUUUUUUCCCUCCCCUCUCUCUACAUUUGAAGUUGAGACUAAAUUCAACGAUUGUAGUGAGAGAGUUGUGUGAUGGAUUCACUUGGCAACCUUUCUCUUGGGUAGAAUUAGUUAGUGUGGGCUGAGGAUAUCACUUUGGAUUUUACUAAGUGUCAAGACGUGGACAAAAUUCCAAAAUUAAAAACAGGGAAUACAAAACUGAGGCAUCCGAAGGCUAUGCCAGGGCCAGAUGGAUACAAAGAACCUUGUUCUUGCCAAAACUUUACUGAGUCUAAAACUUACUGUCCCCAUAAACAUCCACUUAAGGGUAAGAAAUGGCGCAGAACGACAAACUUUAUUUUGAGGAGUGAUGCCCAGAAGGACCACCACUUCUGGGCCAGCCAGCACUCCACACCAGCAGCACAAAGCCCACACCAAGAAAUUGCAGCUCAAGAUCUCGUUGCUCCACCAAGGAUAAAACCAACCCCAAAACCUCGUCUACUGAAAGCACAGUUCCAUGCUGACCAUCCUCAGCCUGUCAAUAAUAUGGAUGAUGUACCUGCACCAGACCCAAAUUGUUCAGAUGGAAAGAAUAAUGACACCCAUUUGGAAAAUUGGAACAUUCAUUCAAAAACGACCUCACAUAAAUCAAAAAGAGUCCCUCCGAGCAUACCUGUACCUGCCAGACCCCUUCCCAAAGAGCCAGAGCAACUGAUCUCAAUGACGUCAUCUAAAAAUGAUAUUGAUGAGGGUAUUAAUAUGAAUAUACCCACAACACCAGCCCAAUCUGAAUGCUCCAGUUUACUACUGCUGCGGAACAGACAAUCAGGUUCUGACGUUUGUCCAAGUGACAGACCUCUUCCACACCUCUCUCUGUCAAAAUCAAUUCCUGCUCUCAGGAUCCAGGAUAAAAACAAAGUAACUCUUGAGCUCAACAGUGAAGUUGGAUUGGUCAGCAACAUUGUCAGGGAAAGUUUGGUUUUUGAGCUACACAAAAUAUUCUCAGGAGCAAUUAAAGAGAGAGAUUUAAGCACCAAAAAGCCAAAAGUAGAAAGACUACAUGAAAAUAUAUCCAUCUCAGGUGUUUCCAAUGGAGAGAGUCCAGAAGAUGUUCCUUCUGUGAUAAAAUACCAAAAAACAGAUGGCGAGAAUCUCUCCGAGCGCUUGCUUGAAACUUCUCAGAGGACACCAACAAUGCUGCCUCUUCCUGGUUUGGUGGACAAACUGAUAGAAAGCCCCUCUAAGACAGACUCCUAUUGCAAGUGUGCUGAUACUAAGAAAAAGUCACUGGAGAACUUAUGGCAGGAGCGAAACAUUGUAAGAGACAGUGGAAUACUGAGCCAACUCAGUAAAGAACAGCUAAAGCUUCAAGAGCAUCUGUAUGAGGUUGUCACAUCUGAGCAGACCUAUCUUCAGAGUUUGACAGUGGCUGUGGAACUUUUUCAGGAAUCGUCAGUGCUGAAAGAUGCUCUGGCACCAAGAGACAGAAAGUCAUUGUUUUCAAGCAUUGCAAAAAUCAAAGAGAUCAGUCAAAGCUUCAUGGAUGCAAUGCUGUUGGAGCUGGCUUCAAGUGUGUUCUGCGAUGUAAUCUGUGAUGUUGUUCACCAACAUGCUCUUGGACCCUUUGGGGUUUAUAUGAAUUACAUCCGUAAUAUGCACUAUCAGGAGCAGACAUUGCACAACCUUAGUAAAGAGAGUCCUCAGAUUGUGGAGAUCUUGCAUAAACUACAGGAAGACCCUCGAUGCAACCGACUACCCCUCAAAUCUUUCCUUUCACUGCCAUUUCAGAGAAUCACUCGGCUUAAAAUCCUAAUGCAGAAUAUCCAAAAGAAGGCCAUUCCGGGAUCAGAUUGUGAGGCCUCAGCACUGAGAGCUCUGACGGAGAUCUCCAGACUACUAGAGGCUUGCAACUGGCAGGUGGGCAGAAUGAAACAGAUGGAAGAAAUAGUGCAAAUUGCUAACAAGAUUGAGUUUGCGUGCAAGGCCUUGCCUCUUGUGUCUUCCUCCCGCUGGCUUGUGAAACAGGGAGAUCUGGUUCAAAUCUCUUCAAAGGAAAACAUGUUUGGCCAGAGAAAACUGUGUCAUGUACUUCUGUUCCUCUUUAAUGAUCUGCUGCUGGUGGCAACUAGGAAAGGGUUGGACCGGUUUGUAGUUCAGGACUAUGUGCACCGCUCUCUGAUAGAGGUGACUGAGGGGAAAGACCUGGAGGAGGAGCUGGAGGGAUGUGAACUGAACCGGAUAUUUCGGCUGGCCCUUUUGCAUAAUCACCGGAGCACCACCUCUCAACUUCUGCUGCAAACAAAUUCAGAAGCUGAGAAAAACUUAUGGGUGGAUCUUCUGGGUGGGCGGAGAGAUAGAGAGGACUCUGUGUAUGAAGAGUGGGACUGUCCUCAGGUGCGUUGUAUUGAGGUGUACAGAGGACAGCAACGAGGGGAGCUUAGUCUACAGCUAGGAGAUAUGAUCAACAUCAUACAGAAGACUACUGAUGGGUUCAUGGAGGGCCGUAGGGUACAGGAUGGACAGCGGGGCUGGUUCUCUGCUGCGUGCGUGGUAGAGAUCACCAAUGAACAUGUGCAGAGACGUCAUCUUCGUCAGCGGUAUCAUGUCCUACAGACAGCCACACGCCUGCUGAAACAACGUAGUGGAGGCCUUGAACAGCGAACCACAACAUGCUUUAAAUGAGAGACUUCUUAGACAGUCUAUAUUUAGAGACUUUGACUUCAGUUUUAGUUGGUCUUUUGGUCUUAGUUUAGCUUAUAUUUGUAUUUUUUUUAUUUGGACUUGCACAUUUUUAGAUUUUUUUACCAAAAUGUAUUACUUUUCUGAACACCCCACAACAUUAAUGACAUAUUUAACUUCCAG
This is a messenger RNA of Megalobrama amblycephala (Wuchang bream), 3046 nucleotides long. Its product is annotated as ephexin-1. NCBI's taxonomy places the organism in Eukaryota, Metazoa, Chordata, Actinopteri, Cypriniformes, Xenocyprididae. The coding region runs from base 422 to 2866 and encodes 814 amino acids. Gene Ontology annotation, biological process: activation of GTPase activity. Gene Ontology annotation, molecular function: guanyl-nucleotide exchange factor activity; protein binding. The record is from RefSeq and is a predicted model, not a curated record. The transcript has 15 exons.